GGCGAGUGGGAAAAACAGGGGGAGAGGGCUGACGGACAAGGUCUUCUUCCUGCUGCAUGCGUGGUGUAAUACGUACACUGCCUCCUACGUUCCCUCUGUGUGCUUAUAAACAGCCGGUCCAUCUCGUUUCGAGGAAGACGCUCUAAUCUCGUUUCUGGCGGCAUUCAAACCACACAACUCCCUGAUGAAGAUCGCGAUCCUCAUGCUAGCGUGCUUAGCACACACCGUGCUAGGCCAGAGCCAACGUAACGGCCGCCAAACGAACAGCACCAUUUCAAACGUCAACUCGACGGCCCCGUCGUCAGCACGCACCAUGCCCAUCGUGUGCUACUACUACGGCUGGGCAGCGACCAGGCCCGACCCAGCAAGCUACGACGUGGAUAAGAUACCCGGAGAUCUGUGCACGCACGUCAACUUUGCUUACGCCGGCGUCGCCCCAAACACGUGGGAACUGGACAGCCAGGUGCCUCGCUACGACGCGGACAGAGGACUCUACAAGAAGUUCACCGCCAUCAAGGAUGACUACCCCAAGCUGAAGACGCUGCUCUCCGUCGGAGGAUGGCAACACCCGAAUGGCGUCUUCUCGCAGAUGAGCAGCACUCCUCAGAACAGGCAAAAGUUCAUAACGAGCGUGCUCCAGUGGAUGAAAGAGUAUAACCUGGAUGGCGUGGACCUCGCCUGGCCCUUCCCGGGCGUCGACUACCGCGGAGGAGGGCCCCAGGACAAGGAAAACUACGUGCAGCUCGCUAAGGAGCUCUCCAAGGAGUUAAGAGCAAACGGGCUUAUGCUUACGAUGGAAGUUCCACUAUCGGAUCAACAUCUGAAUCCCGGAUACGACAUCGCCGAAUUGACCAAGUACGUAGACUGGUUCAACACCCACGCCUAUGACCUGAGGGGAAAGUGGAACGGAGUCACCGAUGUCCACAGUCCGCUGUUCCCAAGAGACAUCGAUGUCGGAGAUCAACAGAAACUGAACGUGAAAGAUGGUCUCGAAAACCUGGUGAGCCGCGGCGCCCCCAAAUCUAAGUUGGUGAUGGGAAUUCCUUUCUUCGGAAGAGGAUUCACUCUCCUGGACAGCUCUCAACAUGGACUGCACGCCAUCAUGAACGGCAACGUACCCCCUAACCCUGGACCAUUCGUGAGGAGCUCCGACGUCUACAGCUACUUUGAGAUAUGCCUGUUCCUGAAGAGCGGUUGGACCAGGGAAUUCGAUGACCAAGGAAAGGCUCCAUACGCAUACUACAAUAACCAGUGGAUCGGAUACGAAGACACUGAGAGCAUCAAGCACAAGAUGAACUUCCUACUCCGCGAAGGCUACGCCGGCGUAUACGUCUUCAACAACGACAUGGACGACUUCAGAGGACUCUGUGGUGAACCCAACGUACUCCUCAAGACUAUCAGGAACAGUUUGAACCAAGACAAGAACGACAUUGCCGAAACACUCUAAAAGCCGGACAAGCGUCACUAGUGUUGCGCCACUGCGCACUAGUCACAAGAAAUGAUGCGCAAGAUGAACUCCCGGUGACCAUAGCCCUGUUCCGAUUUCAAAAUAAAGAGUACUGGAACUUC
This is a messenger RNA of Ixodes scapularis (black-legged tick), 1569 nucleotides long. RefSeq names its product endochitinase. Gene Ontology annotation, cellular component: extracellular region. Bases 185 to 1447 code for a protein of 420 amino acids. Gene Ontology annotation, molecular function: chitinase activity; chitin binding. The transcript has 9 exons. Gene Ontology annotation, biological process: chitin catabolic process; carbohydrate metabolic process. NCBI's taxonomy places the organism in Eukaryota, Metazoa, Arthropoda, Arachnida, Ixodida, Ixodidae. The record is from RefSeq and is a predicted model, not a curated record.